Coccidioides immitis RS is the source of this 2651-nucleotide messenger RNA. RefSeq names its product sister chromatid cohesion acetyltransferase Eco1. Gene Ontology annotation, molecular function: protein-lysine-acetyltransferase activity. Bases 1063 to 2325 code for a protein of 420 amino acids. Gene Ontology annotation, biological process: mitotic sister chromatid cohesion. NCBI's taxonomy places the organism in Eukaryota, Fungi, Ascomycota, Eurotiomycetes, Onygenales, Onygenaceae. The transcript is spliced from 2 exons. The record is from RefSeq and is a predicted model, not a curated record. Gene Ontology annotation, cellular component: nucleus; chromatin.
UUUUUUUUUUCUUUUCUUUUUUGCUCAAUUUGGACCUGGCUUUGUGUCUGUUGUGCAGGGCAAGAAACGGGGUUCAAGUGGCUGGGGGUGUGCUCCCCGAAAGGCGACCGGAGUACGGAGUAACAAGGCCGGGAAUAGCCAGCCCGUCCACAUGAUGAUGCAAGGAGAGAAAACGAGGAACCUUUUUUUUCUUCCCUUGUCUCUCAAGUAAGCUCUAUUGGGGGAGUGGAUGAUUUGGCCAACGAGCACCUUGGGUCUGGAGAAACAAAGUCCGAACUGGCAUUCCCAGCCGGAUGGGCCGCUCGAGCUGCGAGGGGGAGUCGAGGAGCGAAGAGUUGAAUAAUCAUCAUCGCUGUCGGGUUAGAGUUAGGUGCAUGCAGCCUGGUCGAAGGUCGGGCUUGAGGGGAUUGCUGGAAGGUUGUGAUUAGCUGCGCUGGGCUGAGCAGAGAACUAAGGUUGCUGCUGCGACCUGGCGACGGCUUGGGAGGGAGACUCCACACACUCUCUCGCCCCAAUGCUGAGACAAAGCAUUCUCCCACGAUCUGUAGGCAUCCUUGCAGUUGGAUUGAACACGGCCGUUAAAAUAAUCAUAAUCAGCAACAGAUCAUUGGUCUCACUCGCUCGCUAAUAACCAACAGGCAAAUCAGCGAUCAGGCUGCCGUCUGCCUUGUCUCUCGCUCGCUCUCACACUCAUCUCUCUUUCCCAUCCCCGGGAAAAGAGUCAAGCGGAACAUCGACUGCAGGCUGCCUUCAAUUUGAUGAUAAUCUUUCUUCCACCGUGUGACAGCAGAUUGAGAUCAACAGCAGGAUCGCCAAACUCGCCCUUUUUUUUUUUGUUUUUUUGUCUGAGAGAUUGUGCUGGUUGCCGUCGAAGUGCUCACUCGCCCUUGGCCCGAACGGGACUAGCUGGCGAUCCCGCGCAAUCGGCGACUGAUAACAAAACACCCUCGACACUCGACACUCAACACUCGACGCUCCCUAUUGAAUCUACGCAUCUUUUCUUUCCCACCCGCAUCAACAUCCCCGCAUGGUUCUGGCACCUUGAGUCUAUACACAGCACCCAUGGUCAGCGUGCGAGAUAUGCCAUAUACCGUGACCAACUCAUUCAAGAGGGGUCUCAUGAUGCGAACUUACAGCAAACCCAUCCGCCAGUUCUGGGAUGAUGCCGCGCGUCCAGCCACGAAGAAAAGACGCGUCGACGCCGGAAAGGACCAGAACGAGAGCGAGAACAACCUUGAAUGCGCGAUACGCGAGUCAUCGGCGGCCGUGCUCUCCAGUCCGUCGCGUCGCAACUCCGUGAGUUUCUCAGAGGACGUUCUCGAUGACCUAUCCACUCCGCCUUCAUCGCCUCCGGCUCUACAGCUGACGCCUCCGCCGGCAAAUACGCGAAAACCUACGUUUACCUUCCUCAAGCGGAAGAGGUCGACGCCCAGCGUUUCAGCUGGCGGAACACCCUUGGCAGAGGUGAACUCGAAUAGCUUCCUGCCAUCGUCGACUGAUCCUCAGAAGAAAAAGCAGCGACAGCAGCAAAGUCACCAGCCACCGGUCUUGAAGCAGAUGCAGCUCGACCUGGGCGGAGAAAUUCGGAAGACCUGUUCCGGGUGUGGGAUGGAGUACGUUCCGUCUAGCCCGGAGGAUAUGGCUUUGCACAAGAAGUUUCACGACAUGAAUUCGAACGGGAUUGACCUUGGCAAGGCGUUUGUGCGCGCGAAUGCGUCCAGGUGGGUAUACGAGGCGGCGCGUUUUGACGAGGGAUACGUGGUGAUCAUCGAUCGCAAGAGCUCUCUACCGGCGAAGAAUCAGGCAAAACGAGUGCUAGAGGUGGUCAACAAGGAGCUUUCUUCUCCGGAAAUUGAGGAUUCGAUCCUGUGGAGCCAGAUCGACACCCCGAAGCAGUUUAGGAAGAACGGCUCGAAGGAAGAGGUUGAUCGGUUCAAGGUGUUUUUGCACAUGAAGGACAGCAAAUGCGUUGGGUUAUGCUUGACUGAACGGAUAUGGGAGUCUCAUCUUGUUAAGCGGGACGGGGAAAAGCCUGUCAAAGGAUCUGGGGAGGGAUUCGACGGCUCGUCAAUCACCUUGAGUCAGGAGAAGCAGCCAGCUUCUGUGGGGAUAUCGCGAGUGUGGACGUCUUCUUCGUCUCGAAGAAAGGGGAUUGCCAUGGACCUGUUGGAUUGUGUCGUGGGCAAUUACUUCUACGGAAUUGAGAUUCCAAAGUCGCAGGUGGCAUUUAGUCAACCAACGGAGAGCGGAUGUCGCCUCAUGGAGGCAUUUUUCGGACCCGAUGAGCCGUGGUAUGUCUACAAGGAAAUCUAUGCCACCAAUUGAGCCGUCUUUGGUUUAUCAGGGUCAAGACUUAGAGCUCCUUGGAUACGCGAGCUACAAACAGCUUUGAAGCACCAUGAAAGAAAGAAAAGCUCCACCCCUUCCUUUCCUUUUUUUUUUUCUUUUUUUUUUUGUUUAAACUAGCCGAUUAGAGAAUGGACCCUUUUUUCUGCUGGAUUACGGGCGUUUCGAUGGGCAAUUUAUUCUGGGAUUUAUUGCGCUGAAGUUGGAGGCCAAACUGUGUAACCGGAUUACCCUUGUCAUUUUUUUUAACCUGUAUGUCUUAAAGAGUCGAUAUACCACCAAAUUGCAAUUGAUUAGCGCAAUAA